AUGGUAACCAGAGGCAAAGCUAAGAUCUUUAAACCCAAGGUAUGGCUAGCUUCCAUUUAUUCUGAUAAUCCGAGUUCUGAUCUCUCCUUAGUCGAACCCACCAAUAUCACCGAUGCUCUCUCAUCUCUUGCUUGGAAAUCUGCUAUGAAAUCUAAAUACUUAGCUCUUCACGGCUUAAACACUUGGACGCUUAUUCCAUCCUCCUCUGAUUACAACGUGGUGGGAUGCAAGUGGGUCUUCCGGUUGAGGAAAAGUGUCGACGGCUCUGUCCAAAGGCACAAAGCCCACCUCGUUGCAAAGGGCUUCAUUUAA
Benincasa hispida (wax gourd) is the source of this 312-nucleotide messenger RNA. NCBI's taxonomy places the organism in Eukaryota, Viridiplantae, Streptophyta, Magnoliopsida, Cucurbitales, Cucurbitaceae. The record is from RefSeq and is a predicted model, not a curated record.